AUGGGACCCUCAGACGCAAUAGCUGAGCCAGUCAGGCUCAAGACCAAGUUAGAGAAGGAGGAGAAGGCAACCACAGAGAAUGGGUCAAACAGUGGAUGGGAGAUAAAAGGCAAAGCUCAAGACAAGCCUAUGGAAAAGAAAGAAAAGUCACGCAAAAAAGCUGAAAAUGAAAAAAUGGAGAAAAUCCAAGGUGGACAUGAGCACAGGCAGAAAGACCAACCGAAACAACUAAUUCAAAAUCAUUCUUACAUCAAGGCCAGACAAAGAGAGGAAAGUGGUUUUGGGGAGGGUAGAAUAGAUUUUUCUUGGUGGCCAGGCAUGGUAGAAUCUGAUCCUGACCUAGGAGAGUAUUUUCUUUUUGCUUCUCAUCUUGAUUUCUUACCUUCAAAGUACCACGUGACAUUUUUUGGAGACACAGUUUCUCGUGCUUGGAUCCCAAUCAAUAUGCUAAAGAACUUCCAGGAACUGCCGCUGGAGCUAAUGGGAAUGAAAAAGUACAAGAACAAGGAUUACAGCCAGAAACUGGGGGCAGCCAUAAUGAUGGCUCACAAGGCAGAACAAGUCAAUGUUCAGACUCGGGUUAACUUGUUUGGUUUCUGGAACCGAUACGGUAGAACUGACAAUAGUGGAGGAAAAAAAGAAGUAAUGCCAUCUAAGGCUAACAAUCCAGAGUCUGGCUUGAAGAAAAAGAAGAGAGAGAAAAAAAAUCCAACUUUGCCUGGUCCCAAGUCAGGCAACAAGCAGACCAAAAAAGCCAAGCCUACAGGCAUGGCAGAUGAACAAGACAGGCCCCUGAAAAAGAGAAUGAAGAGGAGAUCUCUGGGCAGUGAAUCUGUAGAUGCCUCUGCACCCAUCUUUGAGAAGGAAGAAGAGCCAAAGAAUACAGAUGAGCCAGGCUGUAAGACAAAUUUUCAAGCUCCCCAAAGCAAGGCCUCAGCACCCAGAUUGUCUAAGGAAAAAGAAGUCAGAAUGGUGCCCCAGGGCCAGGCCCCACCAGCUUGUCACGGGCCUGGUUUCUUGUUGGGGAAAGCUUGGCCUUCACACCCGGAGCUUCUAGCUAAGGAGGUUAUUCAUGUCCCGGCUGAGGAAGGAGAGUCCAGUGACUUGGACUUUGAGCAACUCAUGGAAGACAUUGGGAGAGAUGCAGAGGAGCGAGGGGAGCCGCAACACGGAGAUAGCACAGAGGACUUCCCCAUGGCCCUCUUUGAAUAGUGCUGUGCUCCCACCCUGCUCCUGUUCUCUGGAGCUGCUGGGAGAGCCUCAGAGCCAUGUCCUUGAUCAGCUAUUGAAUGUUGGGAG
Molecule: messenger RNA, 1299 nt
Organism: Dipodomys ordii (Ord's kangaroo rat)
Lineage: Eukaryota; Metazoa; Chordata; Mammalia; Rodentia; Heteromyidae
Gene: Zcwpw1
Product: zinc finger, CW type with PWWP domain 1
Cellular component (GO): nucleus
Source: RefSeq, a predicted model, not a curated record